Fopius arisanus is the source of this 4110-nucleotide messenger RNA. RefSeq lists its product as uncharacterized. Gene Ontology annotation, biological process: proteasome-mediated ubiquitin-dependent protein catabolic process; protein linear polyubiquitination. NCBI's taxonomy places the organism in Eukaryota, Metazoa, Arthropoda, Insecta, Hymenoptera, Braconidae. Gene Ontology annotation, cellular component: LUBAC complex. The record is from RefSeq and is a predicted model, not a curated record. Gene Ontology annotation, molecular function: ubiquitin binding; ubiquitin-protein transferase activity.
UAAGUUUUAAGUCGGCAAAAACGCGCAAAAUCUCUCCCCAGCGGUGAUUAGUGUUCGAAACUACUAAACUCAAAGAGUCAAUUCUCAGAAUCCAUAAACUAAGACAUAAAUCAACACAAAAGGUGAAGUUGUAAAGUUGAAUCUCUGCCUAAAUGGCCGAAACUCUCAGCUCAGCCAAUUCUGAACCCCAAAAUAAAGAAUAAUUGUCUCUAAUAAUUACAUGUCUCCAUGUUUAUAUGGUAUUGUCUAACGAGUUCAUGAAAUCGGUAGAAUCCCAGCUGAUAAACAAAUGAUCAUCACCCUGAGACGUCACACCGGCAAAAAAAUUUCCCUCGAGUUGUCCAUCGAUAUUUCAAUCGCCAGAGAAGUACAACGACUUAUCGCAAUACUAACCACAUAAUAGAUAAAGUGCAGAUAAUUUAAUUGUUGGAAAAAUUCAUUAAGGAUUGAAUGUGGCACUCGAAGGGUGAAAACGAGGAAAGAUGGAUGAGGGUGGAAAGGAAAAUUCCGUUGAUUCAUCAGAGGCAUUCGAUACAUAUCCCCAGGAAUUGUCUGAGAUUGAUGAACUAGAUGAUAAGUAUUACGAGCUGAGUAGUAAUUCGUCGUCUUCACGUCAGGAAUACACUCGUGAAUUCAGUUUAGACGUUGAAUAUGAUAGCAGCUCAACCGAUGAUAGUACACCACAAGUAGGUGAAAUACUCGAGGAAAAUAACAACGAUCCAAAUAAUAACAUGGAGGGUGGUGAGGGCAAUGUGGCUGAGGAAUUUAGACCAAUCGUCGAGGUUUCAGUGAGUCCACAGCCGGGAUGUAGUAAAGAUUUCAAUACCACCGAGAAAACAGAUCGAGUCAGUGCUGAUGUACACAAAACGGCCGUUAGGAUUCAAACAUUCCUGCAUGAUACAACGUACCCUCAAAUUGUCAGCAUCCUAGAGGAAAGACCCAACUUCGAGCUUGAAAUUCACAAAUUGUUUGGUAAAUCAGGGGCCGAGGUGGCGAUUAAACGAAAUCAUGAUGAUCAAAAUGCUUGUGAGAUUGAAACAAAAAGAUUAACUCUUCAGAAGUCUGAAGGUGGAGCUGGAGUUGAGGUGGAUGAAGCUUUACACAGUCCAGGACCUGAAGCUUUCCUCGAUGGUGUUCCUGAGAGUGAUAAACACGAAUUAACACCUCCAGAACCACAUGAUCGGCGUAAUAGGGUGAAUAUUCUCAGAAAUGACACGCCUAUUCGGAUAGACUCGAGUGAUGAUGAAGAGAGGGGCUCUAGGAGAACCGCAUUGACUUCAACAUGGGCUUCCUCCUACAAUAGCACCACCAACUGUUCCCACCCGAUGAAUUGGAGAGAUUGUCAAAAAUUAAGAGAGGGCAUUGAGAGUAUUGAAGAAAGAGUUAUGAAUGUUAGACCUCCUGUGAAGGUCAGGGCAGCUCCAGCUACGAUAGUACGAGAAGAACAAGUGACUAAGGUGUCCACGUGGCUGAAUCAGGGGAUGCCUAGGGUGAAUAAUGAGGCGAGGGGAGUGCCUGCUGCUACAGGAUCUUCUCGGAGUGUACAGGCAAAGGCUACUUCUGGUCGAGGAUCCCCUAAUCUCGAAAUUGGAGAACCAUAUGAACGUGUAAGGGAUCGAGGACGUCGUCGCCACAGUCCUCCCCUCGCAGGCCACGUAAAUCUUGAGGGUGUACCUACGAAAAUAAAAAUAGUAACAAAUGGAAGUGGCACACGGGUGAUUCAAGUGUGCGAUCGUCCACGUCAUCCAGGAUUACCACCCUACGAUGGACGUUAUCAUUUUCCACAAUUUGCAAUGGACCCCCAACCGGGAUCGUCAACAGGAAAUUAUGGGUACAGAUUGAACUCAGCGAAUGCUGUUCCACUACCAGAGACUGAACGCUCAGCAUUCAGAAGACGAGUGGAUCCAAAAGAGCAAUUACAACGAGAGCUCAUCGAUGCAAAUCGCCAAAUAGCUGAGAGAAUUGAUUAUUGCAGACGUGCAGAUGCUGAAAGGAAGAGGGUUGGGGGUAGAGUUCACACUGUUCCCCAGGUUUCUGCAACAGUGCCUCCACGUCCUGAGAGAAAUAUUCCGCCACUUCCUCAUGUUCCAGCGCCAGAACCCUCUCAUCAGCAGAGAGUCGAGACUCCACCUCGAAUAAUUCCUGUGAUUAAAGUUGACGAGAGCCCAGAGUCAUUCCCACGAGAGAAUAAAGAUGAAUACUGUAUUGAAAUUUAUACAAAACUUCGUGCGAUGUUUCCAAAUAUAAAAAAAGGAUACAUCAAACGAAUUACUCCAGUGGAUUGGGCACCUAACGUGGGGCAUGAUGUACAAUUUGCUCAAAUUGUUGAACGUCUAUUGGCGAAUGAAACCUCGUGGGAGCUGGAAAUUCCAAGUGAUGAGGGAAACGAUCCGAGGGGAUCUGCUGGAAUCAGACGAACUGUUGAUGAGACGUAUGAGCAUCUGUUGGAGAUAUUUCCGAAUGCUGAUCCCACAUUUUUACGUGAUAGAGCUGAAAAGACGUACAAGGAUGAUGAGGCACUGGAGUCAUUCAUCGAGCAAAAUCUACAAACUCAUAGUUAUCCUACCAGAGAGCAGUACCUCUCCAAGAUGAGAAUCACCGAAGAGCAGUUGAGAUACACCACUAACUUCACUGUUCCCACCUUUCUGGAAAAAUUUCCAGACCCAUUCAAGCAUUUUUUGGAUAAAAAACGAACGUGCAAGCAUGAAAUUGUGGGCUUGGAAUUUUUAAAGAGUCAAUUCAAUCGAAUUCGUGUCUCCACCGUUUCUAAAGUUUACAGUGAAACUCAAUGGAACAUGAGCAUUGCAACAGCUAAACUCAGGCAAAUCGGUUCAGACAUGAAUAGCACAAGAAAAUUCACUGAAAUACCAACCGAGGACAUCAAUCUCCUCCAGGAGAUGGCCUUCAUUCGUCAUCAGAGUCACAUCCAAAAAUACAUCGACGAUAUGAAAAAAGCAGAGAAGGCCGAAUUUGAAAAGUUGAAGAAGUCCAAUGAACUAUUGGAAUGCCAGUGCUGUUAUGACAACGAAUGUAUGCCAUCGAAGUGCUCAAUGUGUGAUCAAGGUCAUGUUUUUUGUAAUUCAUGCAUCAUCAAGGGAACUGAUACUAAAUUAGGGGAAGGAGAUACUCAUGUGCCAUGCUUCCAAGAUUGUGGUGCUGAAUUUAGUUUAGCAACGCUGCAGGAAAUUUUGAAGCCAACGAAAUUCAGUAUUCUUGUUAAAAAACGUCAAGCAGCUGAAGUUGCUGCUGCUGGACUGGAGGGACUGGUGUCCUGUCCAUUCUGUCAUUUUGCUUCGAUUCCACCUGAGGGUGACAAAGUAUUCAAGUGCCUCAAUUCAGAAUGCAUGAAGGAGUCGUGCAUUCAAUGCAAAGAACCCAAUCAUGUACCUCUACGCUGCAACGAAGUUGGUAAAGCUGAUAAAGCUCGCAAGUACAUUGAGGAAAAAAUGACAGAGGCUCUUGCACGUAAAUGUUAUAAUUGCAAGAAGGCGUACUUCAAGGAAGAAGGCUGUAAUAAGAUAACUUGCCCCUGUGGGGCUAUCAUGUGCUAUCUCUGCGAUAAGAAGAUUAGGGAUUACAGUCAUUUUCGGGGACAGGGAUCUGAUGAUAUGACUAAGUGUCCACUCUACAGUGAUAGUGCUAGAUUGAAUGCAGAGACUGUACGGAGAGUGGCUAAUGAGGCUAAGAGGGAAUUGCUCAGACAAGAUCCAUCGCUCAGCAUUGAAACUGAUCAUCUUCUACCUGCAGUUCCUCCACCAUCGGUUGGACCUCAUCAACAGAUUAUUCAAGCUCCUCAUGUGCAUCAGAUUGCUGAACCAGUACUGCCGGCUCAUCCCAUUCAUCAACAUUUUUAGCUCCGGUUUCACCACGUGUACAUAAUCAUCCAUAAAAAGAAAAAACAAGAAAGAAGAAAAAGAAUUUACAUUACAAAUUAUUAUUUUAAUGUUCUCUGUUUAGUUGUUAGUGUUGGUACUCGUAAAGAUAACUUAUUCCAUUUAGUUCGGAAGAUGCCAAGAAUAUUAUCUAGUGAGUUGUUACGUGAAUUGAGGAAAAUCUGAGAAGGGUACCUGAAAAAAUGUUCCUAAAUAAAUAUUUGCAUUUUUAUAUCAA